UUCCUGUAAACAUCUUUGAGUCAAACGGGUGGAGUGUGAGCGAGGAGAGAGGAGCUUAUUCUAGGCGGUCUCUCGCAGACUCUGGUGAGAAACAGGCUGGAGAGGCGGCGGUGGAGCGCUCGGGAGGACUCCAUGUGUUCGGACCAGCGUCGCAGCCUCGUGCAGAGCGUCUGGAUCAGAGGAGCGGGGGGUCACCCACCCAGGAUUUCUCCAGAGACGGAGGAAGAUUAAGAUCACGCGACACGAAAUCAUUCCCGUUAUUUAUUCCAGCCUCGUUUAGUGGACAGGAUCAGCGCUCUGCUGCGUCUCCACACAAACAUCCGCUCUUCCAUCCGUUUGGCUUGUUUGCGUUUUAUUUGUAUUUUCUUCAAAGCAAGAUGCCGAAACGGGAGAGAAAAGUGAAGCUGGCUCAGUCGGGAACAGACUGUUUGAAACAUCAAGACGCCUUAUAGGAACGAGGCGGUAGCUGAAGGUCCGUCGGAAAAACUCCGGAGAGCGAGGCUAUAUGACGAUCGCAACACAGUUGUUGGCUUUCCCUCGCAGAAAUGCCAGUGCGUGCUGUGACCACCAGGUUCAUGUACAAGGGGCUUUGCACUAUCCCGGAUGUCCUCACCUACCGGACCCCUGUCACCCUGCCUGAAGACGAGGUGGAAGAGAUUCGUGAGGCUUUCAAGGUAUUUGACAGAGACGGGAAUGGCUUUAUCUCAAAGCAGGAGCUGGGAAUGGCCAUGCGCUCACUGGGAUACAUGCCGAAUGAGGUGGAGCUGGAGGUCAUCAUCCAGAGACUCGAUACUGAUGGUGACGGCCAGGUGGGUUUUGAAGAAUUUGUCACGUUGCUUGGUCCUAAACUCUCUGCAGCAGGAAUGCCUGAUAAAUUCCAUGGAGCGGAUUUUGAUUCUGUGUUUUGGAAGUGCGACAUGCAGAAACUCACUGUGGAUGAGCUCAAGAGAUUACUGUACGACACUUUCCGAGACCACCUCACCAUGAAAGACAUCGAGCACAUCAUUAUGACUGAAGAAAACCACCUGAACAGUCCAGAAUCUCAUGUGGAUAUUGACACGAGCCCAACGCAGCAGGAAAAGCACACAUGUGUGCGCAAAAGCCUGAUUUGUGCCUUCGCUAUCGCAUUUAUCAUCAGCGUCAUGCUCAUUGCAGCAAAUCAAAUGCUCCGCAGAGGAAUGAAGUAAAUAAAUUGUACCAGCAGGACAAAGAAAUCCAAGGAUCAAAAACAAACCAAAAUAUGUUCCCAUUUUGUUUUCUUCACACUUGACACCCGUGAUGAUACUAUCAGUGCAUUUUUCUACAUUAAAAAGAAUGAAAUGAUGUCACAUUGUGGUUUUGUGUCAGACCACACUAUACAAGGUGAUGAAAAUAAUGAUAGAAAGGCUUCUCAAGGGCUGACUAGUACAAGGAAAAUGGGAUCGGGUAGUAGAAUGUGAUUUUAUUUUACAUUUUAGGAUUCCAGGGAAUGUUUUGCGCUAACUGAAAACAUUCAGUCUUUUUCUUGACAGUCUUUCUAUUUGGAAUGGACCAAAAACACACUAAGUACCAAUGAUAGUAAUAAAGCAAUACACAGGUGAGUAACAUAACUCCCAUUUUUAAAUCUUGAGAUGAUAAAAUAAGAACUCAUUCCAGUGCAUUGAUAUUUUCUCUUAUCACUUAUCAUAUUUUCACCAAACGACAGCUCACAAAAUGUUCAGAUUUCAACAACCAGAUCAUUUGAAGUGAGGUUCUUCAGCAGGAAGGUGAUGAACAAUCUCAGUUUGGAGAGACAGAUUGUUUCUGACUGAGGUGACAAGCUAAGACCUAAGACAAUUGUGGAUGAGUGUCAUCUGAAAAACAGCUUAAGUUGAUAUAGACACUCACCCAGGUAGUUCGUACAGUCAUGACAUGUAACCAUAGAAACCAUAUCAAUACUUUGCUGAAGGUGCAAACACACUAGUCAAAGUCGAGAGAGAAAUAAACCACAGCAGUGUCUGCAGACUACUGAUCAGUUCUGAUUGAAUUGACCAGAUGCAGAACAUUGUUGGUACAUGUGAUUUUUUUCAAAUGACCACAAUCAGAUGACGACUCAAAAAGUAGUCACAAUGCGUUGUGGGAAGCAUGGGAUGUCAGUGAAUCUUGAUGUAUUUUAAAAACUUUACAGUGAUUCAUGCAAACAUUUUUCAUCUUUACUCUCAUUGAAUUUGCUUCUUCACUGUUAUAUCUAUCAGACAAGAUAUUAAAGUAGAGCAGUUUCCUGCUCCUUCGUCCAAUUGGUUGAAAGUGGAACUACAACUGUUGUAAACAACCUUGCUGCAGCCUGCUGUAGCUAGCGCUAACAAUGAGCUAACGCUAACAUGAGCCAACUAAUACUAAAAUAAACCACAAAGUAAAAAGAUCCACACCAUUGGAUAAAAUACAUUAUUACUUACAAGUCCAGUAACAACAGAGCCAGGUCACUAUCACUCUGAUUUUGUAGCCUCCUUUAGCUCCCUCAAACUAGCGUAGGCUGUGCCGAUGUUCACUCUGAUUUUAGCUUUUUGCUUCGUCUCCAAAGUCCUUACUCUGUUACUUUUACUCAUAGGCUCCGCCAUGAUGCCAACAGAAAAAACAAACUUCUUCUUUUUCAUCUUCUUGUGCUUUUUAUUGACGAUCGUGAACUGAAAAUGUUAACCACUAGCAUUACAGCUAACAGCCGUAAGGCAGGUAAAGAGCCCCCCUCGAACAACAGGUUUUUGAUCAGCUGAGGGCAGCAGAGUGGUGUCAAAUAUGAAACUGGUCAAGUUUCCAACCCAACAGUCCCUAAGAUUAAUGUUAAAGCUUUAGCUAAAAGUAAAAAAAAAAUACUAAAUCUAUUGUUACUUUAAUUGUUCACAACCUUUUUACAACAACCUACUUAAAAAGAGUUUAUUUCUGUAAAGUACGACCCCUUAAAUUAAUUCUGAACAGAACAGACUUCCUAGUUUCCAUCUCAAAAUCUUGGCUCUGAUGGUGAAUUUCUGUUGGUCAGUCUGUUGUUGGAUGAGAAAAUGAAAAACCCUCAAACAAACAGCUGAUCUUUAACCAUAUUUCAGUUUGGCACAUACAAUCGCAUGCAUUUGAUGAUGCCCAGAUUGCACAUAUAAAGUCCCCAUUAUGUUGAAUUUAUUUUAUUAUCUAUUAGCAACCUGUGGUGAUGUCUACAGCAUCACAUGAACCAUCAGAUCAUCUAUAGGACAUAAUUGUUAAUAGCUGAUAAAUGAAGGAUGUGAAAUGCAAGAAAUAAUCGUGAAAUCUUCCAUUUCUUAUAUCAGCCAUUUUGUGUUUUAUUCAACAAAUCUCCAUUAAGGAUUAUUGUGAAAUGAAGAUUUAAGUGAUGGUACAACUUCACAAAAGAAUAUUAUUUAAUAAUCAUGUUUUUAUUUCAGCUGUUAGCACUUUAUUGAGUUAUUAAGCGGUCACAGUUCACCGAUGACCAAUUUGAUGCCAGACUAGAUUCAUCUGUGCUCCAGUAAUGAACAAAAUUUUAAGUUUACCUCGAUGAAUAAAAAGUUUUACUUAAUAUUUUACGCUAAUUGAGCCUGCAUCAGAUGGGUUUGACAGAGCGUGAUUUCUGAAUGUUAUCUGAAAUUACAAAGGUUUAAAUAAGUGGAAUAAACCAGUGAGGUGUGUGACAAGCACUGCUGAAAUUUACCCAAAACUUUUCAACAAUGUCUCCUGAAAAAUAAUCACAAUGGUUUAAAGCUUACAUGGGGUGAUCUUGGUUUGGUUGAGCAGCUGGUGAUUUCCCCCAAUGGAACAAGUGUAGUUAUAUAUAGUUUUACAGCUAGACCACAGCUAUACAGUGAGGAACAUACGUAUUAGAACACCCUGCGGUUUUGCAAGUUCUCCCACUUAGAGCCAUGGAGGGAUCUGAAAUUCACAUUGUAGGUGCAUUCCCACUGUGUAGGCAGUAUUUUGAAAAACCAGGGAAUCACACUGUAUAAUUUUUAAAGAUUAUAUUUGUGUUGCACUGCUGCAGAUAAGCAUUUGAACACUUGAGGAAAUCAGUGUUGAUAUUUGAUACAGAAGCCUUUGUUUGCAUUUAAGAGGUCAAAGGUUUCUUGUAGUUCUUGACCUGCUUUGCAAACACAAAAAGGGUCUUUGGCCCACUUCUCCAUACAGAUCUCCCCAUGAUCUGUCAGGUUUCAGAACUGUCACUGAGGUUCAGCUUGCUAGGCCACUCCAGAACGUUGACAUGCUUCUUACUAGUUAUCCUGGCUGUGUGCUUUGGGUCAUCAUCAUGGUGGAGGACCCAGUUACUACCCAUCUUCAAUGCUCUGACUGAGAGAAGGAAGUUGUUGCUCAAAAGCUCACUGUACAUGGCUCCAUUCGUCCUCUCUUUAACCCUCUGGAGGCAGGAGUUGCGGAUUUGCAACGUUAAAACCUACCUACCUGGUUACUCCACAUACGUAUUUCAUGAGCAUUUUUAAACUCAGAAGUACCCCUGAAGGACUUAGUUGUUCGUAUUUUUAUCAAAACUUAUUUUGAGCCUGAGACGGUUAAUCAGUGCAGUCACCCUGUCCCCUUGGCAGAAAACCAUCAAAGCAUGAUGCUUCUACCUCUGUGCUUCACAGUAGGGAUGUUGUUCUUGGGAUGCAACUCAUCCUUUUCCCUCCAAUCACAGCAAGUGAAGUUCAGACCGAAAGGUUCUAUUUUGGUCUCAUCUGAUGACGACUUUGUCCCAUGCCUCCUCUGGAUCAUCCAGAUGGUCAAUGGCAAACUUCAGACAGUCCUGGACAUGUGAUGACUUGAGCAGGGAACCUUCUGUGCAAUGCAUGAGUAUAAACCAUGACAGAGUGUUCUACCUACAGGGACCUUUGAAACUGUGGCCCCAGCUCUCUUCAUGUCACUGACCAGCUUCUACUGUGUUGUUCUGGGCUGAUUCCUCAUGUUUUUUAUCAUCAGUGAUACUCCAACAGGUAUGAUCUUGCAUGGAACCCCCGUCUGAGGGAGGCUGACAGUCGUUUUUACCCUCUUCCAGUUUCAGUUUCUUCAACAGUUUCUUUUUU
Nothobranchius furzeri (turquoise killifish) is the source of this 5012-nucleotide messenger RNA. It is a transcript of the gene cabp7b, whose product is annotated as calcium binding protein 7b. The record is from RefSeq and is a predicted model, not a curated record. Gene Ontology annotation, molecular function: calcium ion binding. Gene Ontology annotation, cellular component: trans-Golgi network membrane. NCBI's taxonomy places the organism in Eukaryota, Metazoa, Chordata, Actinopteri, Cyprinodontiformes, Nothobranchiidae.